AUGGCGGCAGCGACCUCCCCGCCGCCCGGGGCGGCCCUGCCCCCUUUCCAAUUCCGUCCGAGGCACGAGGGCCCGGACUGGCGUCGGCUGAGCGCGGUGGAGGUGGACCGCGUGGCGGCCGAGGUGAACGUGGCGGUGCUGCAGGAGCACCUGGAGCACGUCACCUUCUGCAACGCCGGCCGCGAGCGCUGCCCGCACUGCCGGGGCCCCGCCGACCCGCUGCUGCUCAAGCUCCUGCGCCUGGCCCAGCUCUGCCUCGAGUACCUCCUCCACUCCCAGGAUUACCUGAGUGCCCAGGUCCGCGCCGGGCAGGAACUGCUCCGCUCCGCCGAUGCCCACCGCGACCUGCUGGCCAAGGAUGUGGCCCGCGGAGCACAGCAGAUCCAGUUGCUCAAGGAGGAAUGCAAGCGCCGCAAGAAGAUGAUCGCCACUCAGCAGAUGGUGCUCCAGGCCGGGGCCACCUAUCACCAGUGUCAGUUUUGUGACAAAGCCUUUAUGAACUCUUCCUUCCUGCACAGUCAUUUGCAACGUCGCCAUUCAGAAGAACCAAUCACCGCAAGUCAAAAGAAAAAAUCACAGACUGAUAAACUGCAGGAGGAGAUCAACCAACUGAAGGAGCAGUUACAACUUACCAGGUCUCAAUUAGAAGCUGAGCAACAUGCCCAUGUAGUCAAACUGUCUAAGGAAUAUGAAGAACGCAGAUCCAAAGAGGAGGAGAUUCGGCACUUAUUUCACAAAUGGAAAGAAGAAGAAAAGGAAAAAUUGGCCCGUGAACUUGAGAAGGUUAAAGAGAUGUUUAUGAAGGAAUUUAAAGAAUUAACUGCAAAAAAUUCAGAAUUAGAAAAUCACUUGCUAGAGGUACAGAAAUCCAACCAACAUCUGAAAUCCAAUUUAGGCACUUUAAAAGAUACCACUGAAUUAAUAGAUGAGAAACAGCGGAUUGCUAUAGAUCAUCAGAAUGUAAUGCAGCUUCUUGAAAAACAGGAAGCUAAGUGGUCUUCUAAGGUACAAGCUCUUCAAGAAGAACAUGAAAAUGAAACAUAUCAGCUCACAUCUCAAAUUGAGAAGCUUAAAGCAUCAGUGGCUGAGGAUCUGAAUAUGAGCAACAUUUUCUAUAAGAAGAGGCUAGAAGAACUAGGACAAAAGCUGCAAGAACAGAAUGAUCUUAUUAUUAUCCAGAAACACCAGAUAGAAAAACUGGCUUCAAAAAAAACAGUAGAAAACUCAAAGUUAUCCGAAGUGAAAGCUUCAGUGCAAAAUGUUCAGCCCAAAUCAAGCCCGUCAUCCAUGCAUGAUUUUGAAAUUGAAGCAGAAAAUCAAUCCAGCCUCCCAGCUAUAAGACUGUUACCAAAAGAGCAUCCAGAAUCCGCUGUCCAAGAACAGGCCUUUUUGGUACCCAUGCUGGAGCCCAUAGAGGAGCUUCCAGAGAAUGAAAAAGAAAUAGAAAAGCAAGUGCCCCAAACAGGGAAGAAUAAGUCUCAUAUGAUAAAUACCUUGAAGAGCGAUCCUUCUUUAACAAAAGAACUGAGAACUGUUUUGGAGCAGACCCUAGCAGAAAAGUUGGAAUCCUUGGGAAUUAAAUCCGGAGUGCGCGGCAUCCCAAGUGAUCAUCUGAACAGAGUCUUAAUAUCUGUUGAGUCUGCUAGAGAAGAAAGGAAGAAACAACUGCCUGAUAUUCAAUAUAUUCGAGAGCAACUUGAACGACAAGUCAGUUUCAGAGUUGCUGAAAGAUCAUCUUGCAGCAGAUUUCUUUCCAACCCUCAUCUUUCUUCAGAAGGUAUGGGAGUGCGCGGCAUCCCAAGUGAUCAUCUGAACAGAGUUUUAAUAUCUGUUGAGUCUGCUAGAGAAGAAAGGAAGAAACAACUGCCUGAUAUUCAAUAUAUUCGAGAGCAACUUGAACGACAAGUCAGUUUCAGAGUUGCUGAAAGAUCAUCUUGCAGCAGAUUUCUUUCCAACCCUCAUCUUUCUUCAGAAGCUAAACACAAGACAACUCGCUUAGGAACUUCUUUACCCACCGUUUUGCCCAAGCCAGCAAGACGUUCUUCCAUUGCCAAACGUUCACUCAUACAAAGAAAAUUGCCUGCUGAAAACACAUCAACCCCAAAAAUCAAGAAGAAUAUUUUGAAGGAUGAAAUUUCUAGAAAGCCACCUAGUACUGAAACUCCUCCAUUUAGCUCAGAAGAGGAAGUGGAGGAAAAUCACAUUAGGCACUCCUACAUCUCACCUGAAUUAUCUCUGCACAAGGCCUCCAAGGGCCACAGCAAAGACAACUUGCCAAGAUUUGCAUAUCGGAGUGAUAUAAACAUCCCUGAAGAUGAAGUAGAUCUUAAGCCAUCCAGAAGCAGAAGCUCUUUACUUCAAAAUGAAAUGGAUGAAAUGGAAAAGUUUCUCUUAAGCCAUAGAAAGGAAAGGAAACAAAUUGGAAGAAUUAAUGGUGGUUCAGCAUCUAUUCAAACAUGUGCCCAAGGAGUAAAGUUUAAAGGCAUUGAAGAUGAGAAUGACUGGGAUUUAUCAUCUCUGGAAGAUGAAAAACCAUUGAAAGAUGAGAAAAAUAAGAAUGUAUGUGCUGUUGAAAAGAAUGGUCCAUGUGCUGUGUCAAUGACCCACGAAUGGAGAAAACCAAUAAAGGAUGAAGGUCUUCAAGAUGCAGAUAUCUCAAGCUCACCGAAAAGCAGCUUGGUCACUGUUACAGAUUGGAGCGACUCUUCAUAUAUUUGAUUGUGCAAGGAGGUUUAAUCUGAUUUCUGUCCUUUUUUCUUACGGUGCACUAACAAGGAACUUUUCUUU
Messenger RNA from Protobothrops mucrosquamatus (brown spotted pit viper), 2787 nucleotides. RefSeq names its product DAZ interacting zinc finger protein 1 (gene DZIP1). The coding region runs from base 1 to 2718 and encodes 905 amino acids. Gene Ontology annotation, cellular component: ciliary basal body; cytoplasm. The transcript has 20 exons. The record is from RefSeq and is a predicted model, not a curated record. Lineage: Eukaryota; Metazoa; Chordata; Lepidosauria; Squamata; Viperidae. Gene Ontology annotation, biological process: cilium assembly.